Capsicum annuum is the source of this 2855-nucleotide messenger RNA. Its product is annotated as far upstream element-binding protein 1. The record is from RefSeq and is a predicted model, not a curated record. Gene Ontology annotation, biological process: regulation of gene expression. The transcript is spliced from 8 exons. Gene Ontology annotation, cellular component: cytoplasm. NCBI's taxonomy places the organism in Eukaryota, Viridiplantae, Streptophyta, Magnoliopsida, Solanales, Solanaceae. Bases 348 to 2645 code for a protein of 765 amino acids. Gene Ontology annotation, molecular function: mRNA binding.
GGCAGUAAUUCUUUUAACCGAGCAACUAUUCUUAUCCAUUCCCCUUUCAAAAAUGGUCAUAUGGUGUCUUUCUCCCAAAAAUAAAACCACCAACUAUGAGAACCACUAUGGGCCAUUUACAUAGUUUACCUAAUGGAGUAAACUAAAUGGGCCGAUAUACAAUUGGUCCAAACAGGACCAUCAGCAACAUGGGCUACAAACCCUAGCAACCAACUCUAAUGAAUCUCGAAUUAUUACUGACGAAAAAGUUAGAAACAAUCUAACCAACUUCUCCCUAUAUACAUCUCGGAAGCAUAUGCUUUUUUUUUUGGGUGUGCUCAGAUAGAGGUUGAGUUUGGAUCCAGAAUAUGGCUGAUGAAGAAGUGAUGGUGGAAGCAACCAGUCCAGUUCCAUCAGACCGUCACAAUCACAACAAGAGAAAGCUGGAGGAUUUGGAGCCUGAACCACACACUGAAGUCGGUUCGGACCCGAAACCCGAAACGGUACAAAAAGCUGACGGAUCAAUUGAGGAAGAGGCUGGUGAUGUUGAUGUAUCUGAAGCUAAACGACCCCGUUUGGGUUUCGAGGAUAAUAAGGCUAAUAAUGGAUUGGCAUCCCAAAAUGGUGGUUAUGUGGAGAACGUAGAGGAAGAGUCGAAAGUAGAUGAUAGUGAGCAGCCUAAUACUCAUCCAGAGGUUUCUCGACAAGUAGUCAAGGAAGAUCCCGAAUCAUGUAAUGAACAACCUGCUGAUGAUAAUCAACAAAUAGGGGAUGUUGAACCCAAGGAAGAGAAAAGUACUCAGGUCAAUGACCCAUCUAAAGGUGACAUUCAGGAGCUUGAGGUAGAGAACAGUGUUCAGGUCAAUGAACCAUCUAAAGGUAACAUUUCAGCUGAAUUGCCAGGUGACAUUCAGGAGGGACCCCCAGCUGAACCUCCUGAAAUGGAAGGUGUUCAGUUUGAUCAAGAGCAUCCAGCCGCUGAUGAUCAAACAAUUACACGCAAAAUGGAGGUCCCCAAUAAUAAGGUUGGCGUUCUUAUUGGAAAAUCCGGUGAUACUAUUCGAUACCUGCAAUACAACUCAGGUGCUAAAAUUCAGAUAAUGCGCGAUGCUGAUACAGAUCCACAUGCGGCCAGCAGGCCAGUUGAACUGAUUGGAACAUUGGAAAAUAUAAAUAAAGCUGAGAAAUUAAUAAAGGAUGUCAUAGCUGAGGCUGAUGCUGGUGGUUCUCCUGCACUUGUGGCUAGAGGCUUCGGCACUGUCCAGGCUGUGGUUGGAGAACAGAUUGAGAUACAAGUUCCAAAUGAGAAGGUUGGUCUAAUAAUUGGAAAAGGGGGAGAAACUAUCAAGAGCCUUCAGACAAGAUCAGGGGCACGAAUUCAGCUGGUGCCACUUCCUUCUGAUGGAAAAGAAUCCAAAGAAAGAACAGUACGAGUGACUGGUGAUAAAAAGCAAACUGAGAUGGCAAGAGAGAUGCUCAAAGAAGUCAUGACUCAGCCUGUAAGGCCAUCAACUCUCUCUUCGGGUUAUGGUCAGCAGCCAUUUCGCCCACGUGGCAGAGGUGCUCCGCCACCAUGGGGACCCCGGGGUGGUUAUCCUGGGCAUUUUCCAGGUUAUGAUCACCAUCAAAGAGGACAAUACUCAUCUCGCAGCCCACAAUAUCCACCUCCUGCGUAUGGAAAUUAUCCUCCCCAGCCAGCACCCAGAGGUGGAUUUGGUACGGGUUGGGAGCAAAGGCCUACGGCCUCUAUGCAGGGCCCUCCAUCACAGGCAAACUACAACUUUGGGCAGCCACAUGGUCUGGAUUAUGGCCCAUCAUACCCUCAUCAGGCACAGCAUGGACAAGGCUAUGGGCAUGGAUAUACUGAUGUAAAAUAUGACCACCAGAUGGCACCACAAAAUCAGUAUGGAGCACAUGGACCUUCUCAGCCAAUAUCUUACCCUCAAAGUGGUGCACAUCCUAGCUAUGGAACCCAAGAGCAGCACGGUAAACCUCCUUCCUAUGGUAUGCAUCCACAGGCUUUGCAUUCGCAACCUUAUAACCACUCCAGGGCUAAUCAACCUGGAGAAGUGCCAUAUCAGGGUCCAGUUCCAUCUACUCAAGGGUAUGGUGCUAGUAUGCCACAUCAGCAGCAAUACCCCUAUGCAUCCAGUGGGCAAGUGCAACAAACUUACCCUGCAUAUGGGUCUGCCACAGCUGCCGACGGAUAUAAUCAUCCACAAGGUGCUCCAGCUUCUGGUCCUGGGUAUCCUCAACAAAGUGCCCAGCCUGUUCCUGGAUAUGGUCAGCCUGCGCCACAACAAUCUCUUGCUUAUGCUCAAGCAGCCCCUGUUGGAGGUUACAGUUCCUACCCUGCACAGCCCACUUACACUGAACAGCAGGCCACAAACACUGCAGGCUAUGGUUAUCAGGUACCAGUUGACCAAACAUACAGUGGUGCUCAGGCUUCAACGACUUAUAGUGCACCAUUUACUGGACAGCAAGCUUAUGCUCAACCAGCUCCAGCUUCAGCCCCAGCUCAGCCUGGUUAUGAUCAAUCCAUGACUCAACCUGGUGGUGGUUAUGCACCGGUACCUGCUGCUGCAGGUUAUGUUAAGAGUGUCUCACCUCAGCCUGGUUAUGCUCAGUAUGAUGCUACUAAUCAGAUGUAUGGUGCUCCCAGGUGAAACUUUCUUGUUAUAUGAUGAAAUUGUUUAAAGUGUUCCAAUGUUCAGAUUCGCUCUAGGUUUUGUUUGUACUAGUUUGAAUUUCAGAUCAGUCUCUCAUUGCACAUGGAAUAUUUGAUUAGCAACAAUGUCUACUGUGUUUCUUCUUUUUGUCCGUGGCAUUAUAUAUACGGUUUAAUCAUAAAUGCUAAGGAUGUAUGGAAUUAGGUA